CCGGAGAUCUCCUGGGAGAUCCGUGCCUCAUCAUAAGGGCAGCCUCUUGAUGUCGUGAUGACCUCAGGGGCCUGGCCAGGAUCCCUCAGCCCUGCUCCACGGAAGGGCCACACCAGCAGGGCUGCUUCGGGGACGGUGGGGACAAGGGAGGAGAAGCAGAAGGAACAUCCCCUCGGCAUCACCUCCGCUCCCAGGUGUCAAGAACAGCAACACGAGCCUGGACAGACGAGAUGCCCUUCGUCAAAUACCCCCGAAGAGUUGACCCCCUUUGGCACGAAUGGGAUCGGAAGGCGCAGAAGUGCGGGUUGAGGCACACGGUUUAUGCUGUCAACGGAGACCGCUACAUUGGGGAAUGGCUGGACAAUGUCAAACACGGCAAAGGAACACAAAUAUGGAAAAAAUCCGGAGCGAUCUACAGCGGAGACUGGAAAUUCGGAAAACGGGACGGCUUCGGGACUUACAGUAUUCCAGACCCUGUGACAAAAGAUUAUAAGAAAGUAUAUUCCGGCUGGUGGAAAAAUGACAAAAUGUGGGGCUACGGAGUCAAGUUCUACUCCGAGGGAGAGUAUUACGAGGGCGAAUGGGCCUGGGGGAAGCGACACGGCUGGGGGCGGAUGUACUACAAAGACGGGGCCAUCUACGAAGGCCAGUGGUCCGAAGACCAGCCCGGCGGUCAAGGGAUGUUCCGCUGUAAAAAUGAAAACCGCUAUGAAGGUUCAUGGAAAGACGGAAAGAAGCACGGCCCGGGAAAAUUUAUCUACCUAGAUACCGGCCAGCUCUACGAAGGUUACUGGGUGGCAGACAUACCGAAGUGUGGCACCAUGAUUGAUUUUGGCCGGGACGAAGCUCCGAUGCCCACUAUAUAUCCCAUCCCCAAGGUUGAACUGGCGGAUCCAGACGGAGUCAUCGAAGAAGCUGUUCUGAUAUUACAAAAUGCCGAAAUAUUCACUUUUCAGCCCCAGAAAGAACGGGGAUGAUUUUAAUCCUGCAGACAUUUUCUCCGGUCAAAGUUGCUUUUUAACGGAAAGGACUCUCUCUGAUGGAUGCCAUUCCUUGGAAUAUAUUAUCCUGGCUGUC
This is a messenger RNA of Pantherophis guttatus, 1077 nucleotides long. RefSeq names its product MORN repeat containing 3 (gene MORN3). The record is from RefSeq and is a predicted model, not a curated record. Lineage: Eukaryota; Metazoa; Chordata; Lepidosauria; Squamata; Colubridae.